Messenger RNA from Corylus avellana, 966 nucleotides. NCBI's taxonomy places the organism in Eukaryota, Viridiplantae, Streptophyta, Magnoliopsida, Fagales, Betulaceae. The record is from RefSeq and is a predicted model, not a curated record.
AUGGGUACGAUUUCCAAGUCUACAAACUCUCUUGCUUUCUUCUUCAAUCAUUAUUCUCAUCUUAGGGUUUCUUCCAAUGCUCAAAUUUUUUAUUAUUAUUGUCGUUGUUUUAGUGCUACUUCUGCUAAAACUCCCAAUAGUGGUAGAGAUAUUGUGGAAAGUCCCAAUCAGUUCUUGAAAUCUGUCAGAGAACGUUGCAGAUCUCGUAGCAUUAGGAAUCUUGAUGAUGCGUUAGUCCUGUUUGAUAGAAUGCUUCACAUGCAUCCUUUUCCUUCCAUUGUCGAUUUUAAUCAAUUGCUGGGUGCAAUCGCAAGAAUGAAGCAUCACUCAACUGUUAUUACUCUUAUUAAAGAAAUGGAACUGUCAGGAAUUGCUCCCAAUGUUUUUGUUCUGAGUGUUUUGAUUAAUUGCUUCUGCCAUUUGAACCGGGUGGAUUUCGGCUUCUCUAUUUUAGCAAGAAUUUUGAAGCUUGGUUUUCAACCAGACUGUAUAAUUCUAAACACUCUUGUCAAGGGGCUUUGUCUUCAGAGUAAAAUUGCUGAAGGUAAGACCGGUGAAGCUAUUGGGUUGCUUCGGAAAAUGGAAGAAAGAAAUCUUGAACUUGAUGUAGUGAAGUAUAAUACAAUCAUUGAUAGUUUAUGUAAGGACAGAUUAGUAACUGAGGCUUUGACUCUUUUCUCUGAGAUGACAAAUAGAGGAAUUCAGCCAGACGUUUUUACUUACAAUUCUUUAAUUCAGGGCCUAUGCAAUUUCGGUCGAUGGAAGGAUUCGCAAGAAAAGCUUUUAGGCGGCUUAUACAUAACUAAACUCAGCUCCAACGUGAAUGACCUUCAUCCUUUACCAUCUCUCCCUUCUGGCACUAGGAUGAACCCCUCCGUCUACCUCUACCAUACUCUGACACCACCAAGAACCGUCCAUGCUUAUUGGAGCAACACUGGGCAAGGAAAGCUGGAAAACCAACUAUAG